GGUCAACCAGUUUCUUCAUCCUAGUCCCGGGUCCCUGGUGGCUUCAUCGUGGGGUUUGCAAUUGGUCAAAGAAACUACAUACCGCAAUUCUUACGCACCUUAACCCAGCUCUUUUAUUUGAGCUUACACGCUGUGUGCGUGGGAUUAACUGUUGCCCACGGCUUCACGCCAAUUAAGAUGAGCUUUGGUCUGUCGUGCACACUCUCCCCGGAGUUGCUCGAGCAUUCAGGCCACCCAGAAUUCAGUUGUGGACGUGACACCUGCGCUGUUAGACCCAGAGAAGCGUGGGUGCAAGACCAGCAGGGUUUUACUUCAGCAGCUUGUUUCGAGAGCUAUGUAUGCUUAAGAACCUGGGCCUAUGCUCGGAUUGUUGAUCCAACUUUUCUCUUUUCUUUCUCCCUCAACCCAUCUGCCCGUCGGUUUCUGUGUCUUACAACAGCAUAUUUCGAGUGACAUCUUCAUAUUCACAGUGUUUAUUUGCUUCUAUUGAUCCUUGCAGGCCAUACGUGACCUCUCAUUAUGACUGCUUCUGAACAUCUGAAUGUUUUCAAGGGCCCUGAGUCGGUUCGCAACUAUUUCGAUCCUGAACAAUCACCACCUUUGCCCCUUGUUGAAAUCCCUGAUAGCCUCAACCCAUACCGUCAAGAUGGUGUCCGAAUCUAUGCUAAGAUGAUGACCAUGCAUCCUGCAACAAAUGUCAAGGUGAUGCCAGCUAUGAACUUAUUAGAAAAGGGUGUAGAGCCCGGCAACACGAAGACAAUCGUCGAGAGCAGCUCAGGUUCUACUGUCAUCUCAAUGGCCAUGGUUGCUCGCGCUUUUCACGGCAUCGACGACGUCCACGCUUAUCUGAGCAACAAGACAAGUGAGACAAAGUUGCGCAUGAUGCAGUUCUUUGGCCUCAACGUGACUCUAUUUGGUGGACCUGCUCAGCCUACACCUGUCGAUGAGCGAGGUGGCAUUCGGGCUGCAGCUCGAAAGGAUGCAGAAACUGAGUCUGUGUGCAGUCCCAAUCAAUACAUCAACGACGAUAAUUGGAAAGCCCAUGUGCGAUGGACUGGUCCUCAAAUCCACCGUCAACUCCCCGAGGUCAAUGUGAUUGCUGCGUCAAUGGGCACAGCUGGCACUAUGACCGGACUCGGCACCUAUUUCAAGCAGGCGAAGCCUUCCGUGUACAGAAUUGCUGUAUGCACCAACGCUGGAGAACGUGUUCCUGGCCCUCGAGAAUACUCGUUAAUGAGUGAGGUUGAGUUCCCAUACCUAGCAUCUCACGAUGCUCUCGAGGAAGUUGGCGCCCCAGACUCAUACUCCCUUUCAUUGGACCUUACUCGACAGGGUAUUGUCUGUGGCCCCUCAUCGGGCUUCACUCUGAAAGGAUUGUUCCAACGUAUUGAGAAACAUAAGCAGGAGGGCACGCUAUCGAAUCUCGCUGGCCCUGAUGGCGAGAUUCACUGUGUUUUUAUGUGCUGCGAUCUACCCUUCCAAUACUUGAAUGAGUAUUUCCAGAACUUGGGCCCUGAGAAGUUCAGCCCUCUUCGCAACGAGCGUUUGAGGAACGUUGAUCUUUACCGAUACGACGAUGCCUGGGAGCUCGACUCUUUGACUGCUUUGUCUAACUACUUCACCAUUCACCCUCUGGGUACUCAUGAUACCGUUUUGUCACUCGCAGACCAAAUCGACAAGGCUCUGACACCUUCGGUCAAUACCCAGAUUCUUGAUUUCCGAUGUUCGCCAGACUACGAUGCUUUCCAUAUCCCCAACUCGGUCAACAUACCCCUCGACGCACUUCGAGAUGGACCCUCCAGCGGUAGUCCUUUUGCCAAUCCUGCUGAUGACUGCGCCAUGCUCGAGGAGCUCUGGCUAGAGCUUGAGAGCCUCUUCAACGUUAAGGACAAGGCCGGCAACAGAAAUGCUAGCGCUGAAGCUCUCAUGUCUAUCCUUCGAGGAAAGAGAGUCUUGACACUUUGCUACGAUGGUGACAGCUCUCGUGUUGCCAACAGUGUCCUUCGUGCCAAGGGCGUUGAGGCAGAGUGCAUCCGUGGUGGCUACAGUGCUCUCGCCAAGUUGCAGAUGCCAUGUAAUGACACCUGCGCGGUUGUGUCUGUUCCCGUUUCUGUUGAGGUCUGAGCUGGAGUAUCUUCAACUUACUUGCUAGUAUUUGGGUCCAUCAUUCCUUUCACACAUGAGAUCCGGCUGGACGUGCAGUGGGCGUCCGGGGCCGGCCGAUGUCAACAAGACAUGGGAGUUGAGCUAUACAGGAGUUAUUCUUUCCUUUUUGCCUGAUUACGAUUUAUGGCCGAGAUAUAAAAGAGUAUAGUCGCUGGUUAGUGCAAGCUUCAACGCCACAAAGCCAUGCGGUCGGACAGGUCAGAACCAGAAGUGCAGUGGGUUUCUGGGUUCUGCGAUGGAUUUUCUUGAGUACGAAAUAUACAAAAUUGUAGAGACCCGUGAAUAUACUAUCCUUGACCCCGUGAA
Molecule: messenger RNA, 2472 nt
Organism: Fusarium verticillioides 7600
Lineage: Eukaryota; Fungi; Ascomycota; Sordariomycetes; Hypocreales; Nectriaceae
Product: cysteine synthase A
Exons: 7
Coding region: 520-2124 (534 amino acids)
Cellular component (GO): cytoplasm
Molecular function (GO): cysteine synthase activity; cystathionine beta-synthase activity
Source: RefSeq, a predicted model, not a curated record